CACCUAACGUUCUUUUACGAGGGAACUCUUUAUUCCUCCUCAAAAAGUCUUCUGCUUUGUUCAUAGGCAGCAACAAACUAAAGCAUAUAUUCCUAACCUCACUUCCCUGACUCUUCUUCCUUUUCUUCUUCUGAAUCCAAAGCAGACGGAGUCCAUAGUUUUUCACUCUCGGCACCCUAUUUAAAUCUCUCUUUUGUCCUCUGUUUUCUCUCAUAUUUACCGGCCUUGCAUUGAACAACAAAGGAGGAGUAGAUGUUGCCAUGGGGAACCUCUUGUCACUUUUCAAGAGCAAGCAGAACAGCCAUGGGGUUUCUAGAAGUAUCUCCGGUGGCACCGCCGGCAGCAACCACGGCGUCACUGGUAGAACGCCGUCGUAUGAUCCCGGGAUGUCCAGGAAACUGAACAUAAAUGAUACGAGUGCUAGCAAAGCAAGGAGUGGUACGGAGAAGCAUAAGUACGCUUAUAUCCCUGAUAACUACACAUCCCUUCAACAGGUUACAGAUGCCUUGAGAAAAGAAGGUUUAGAGUCAUCUAAUCUCAUCGUCGGAAUUGACUUCACCAAGAGCAACGAAUGGACAGGCAAAGUUUCAUUCAGAAACCGGAGCCUGCACGCCAUUGGCGAUGAACCUAAUCCAUAUGAGAAGGCUAUCUCCAUAAUUGGAAAAACUUUAGCUCCAUUUGAUGAAGACAACCUCAUUCCUUGUUUCGGCUUUGGUGAUGCUACCACUCAUGAUCAAGAGGUGUUUAGCUUUCACAAUGAUCAUUCGCCCUGCCAUGGUUUCGAAGAAGUCUUGGCCUGCUACAAAAGAAUAGUUCCAAAUUUGCGACUUUGGGGGCCAACAUCUUAUGGACCUGUAGUUGAAGCUGCAAUGGAUAUUGUGGAGAAAAGUGGAGGGCAAUACCAUGUUUUAGUUAUCAUUGCAGAUGGCCAGGUCACCAGAAGCAUCGAUACCAGCGACAAUGAAUUGAGUCCACAGGAGCAGAAGACGAUCGGAUCAAUUGCAGAUGCAAGUUUCUAUCCGCUCUCGAUUGUUCUUGUUGGAGUCGGGGAUGGUCCUUGGGAAGACAUGAGGAAGUUCGAUGACAAGCUCCCUUCACGCGAAUUUGAUAAUUUUCAGUUCGUUAACUUCACCGAAAUUAUGUCUAAACACACAACUUCAUCCGAGAAAGAAACUGCAUUUGCUCUGGCUGCCCUCAUGGAAAUCCCAAUCCAGUAUAAGGCUGCUGUUGAAUUCGGUAUACUUGGACGUACGACAGGGAAAAAGAAGAAAAUCGUUCCACGCCCUCCACCAGUUCCUUACACCCAUCGUGCACCAACUCACGAACCAAGUGGUCUUCCAGCGCACACCCAUCGUGCACCAACUCGCGAACCAAGUGGUCUUCCAGCGCCUGCAGGGGAUGAACGAAGCGAGAUGCUCUGUCCAAUCUGCCUAACAAAUGGAAAGGACAUUGCCUUUGGUUGCGGACACAUGUCGUGCAGAGACUGUGCACCGAGAUUGUCCGACUGUCCAAUUUGCCGCCAGCCAAUUCGCAGCCGUCUCAGGGUUUUCACCGGAUAACCGCACAAAGGGAUUCGUGUGUAUAUCAGAUUGUGCAUAUAGCUUUUAGAGAUUGUCUGCCUUCUGUCCGUGACACCCGGGUUUCGAAUUGCGCCAGAUUGUACAGUCCUGCUUUCUAAAUCUAAUGUGUACUUCUGCUCCUCUUUCUAAUCAUCUGUAAGAUGUUUGGUUGCUUAAAAUCAGUAGAACUUGUGAGUUGUGCUU
Messenger RNA from Pyrus x bretschneideri (Chinese white pear), 1763 nucleotides. RefSeq names its product E3 ubiquitin-protein ligase RGLG4-like. The coding region runs from base 261 to 1559 and encodes 432 amino acids. Lineage: Eukaryota; Viridiplantae; Streptophyta; Magnoliopsida; Rosales; Rosaceae. The record is from RefSeq and is a predicted model, not a curated record. The transcript is spliced from 11 exons.